Aspergillus fumigatus Af293 is the source of this 1599-nucleotide messenger RNA. Its product is annotated as FAD binding domain protein. Gene Ontology annotation, molecular function: FAD binding. The transcript has 3 exons. The record is from RefSeq and is a predicted model, not a curated record. Lineage: Eukaryota; Fungi; Ascomycota; Eurotiomycetes; Eurotiales; Aspergillaceae. Bases 1 to 1599 code for a protein of 532 amino acids.
AUGGCCGCUGUUUUGAAUUAUUUCCUGGGGACUGCGACGGCCGUAUUGGCGGUUGUUUGGUUCCUACGAAGGACAAAGUCUCCACCCCAAGCGCGACCGCAGCUAGAAGUUCUACCGAAUUCGGCUCUGGUAAGCAAGCUCGCAAGGGCGCUGCCACACAUUGUGCUUUUGCAUCGUGAUGGAGACGCCUUUCGCACAUCAAUAAACACCUACUGGGCCCAACAGGAGCGCGAGGUCGUGCAAGCCUGCAUCGUCCAGCCACGUGAUGCUGAUGAGUUGGCCACGGCCAUCGACAUCCUGAAACGGGAAUAUGACGAGCGAAGGACGCUGCCACCGAAAGAAUCUGAUAGUCUUUUGUUUGCUGUCCGGGGCGGCGGCCAAUCUCCUGUACCUGGCGGUGCAGGCGCCAAAGGAGGCGUGUUCAUCGACCUCGCUCUGUUUCGGGAAGUGACCAUCUCGGAUGAUAGAGAAAGUGUUACCCUGGGAGCAGGAGUUCGGUGGGCUGAAGCAUCGCGGAUCCUGGAUGAGAAGGGUCUCGGCGUUGUAGGAGGCAGAAGCUCUGAUGUCGGUGUGGCGGGGUAUACAUUAGGGGGCGGUAUAUCCUUCUUCACACCACGGUUCGGUCUGGCCUGCUCGAAUGUCCUAGCCUACGAAGUCGUUCUCGCCUCAGGUAAGAUUGUGACGGCCACGGCCUUGUCGUACCCCGACCUUUGGCGCGCCCUCAAAGGCGGCUCGAACAAUUUCGGCAUCGUCACCCGCUUUACCGUGCGCUGCUUCCCGUCCACGCAAAUCUGGAGUGGGUUCAUGUACGCCCCUAAUUCGCAGUCCACCAAGGCGCUCAUGGCCUUACAUGAGAGUGCAAAACACGCCGAUUCCAGAAUAUGCGGAGCGGCUGUCGAUACGCACGCCGCGGCGCCGAUCGCCUGUUUCACCUACAUACAGGGUCACGGUCCAUCUGGCCUACACAAAGCCACCGGAAGAGCCCAAGAAAUGACCGGUUUACUGGAAAAAAAUUCGGGGUUCGCAACUCUCUGGCGCUUCUGGAGCACCUUCAAAGUCCAGACAAUAACGUCCGCUGUGAUCGAGAUGAGCGGCACCUGUGCACCGGGCCAAAGAUGGUCCUUUGGUACUACAACCAUCAAGAACGAUUUGCCUACGAUGUUGGCUGCACGUGCCGCCCAUGAGGAGGCCAUCACCUCCUUGCGGCAAGUCAAGGGGCUGAUCUGGACGAUUGCUAUGCAACCGUUCCUGCCCUCGUGGGCAGCGAAAGGCGACGCGACUGUUCUCGGCAUCCCUGAGCGAACAGAUGAUGCGCUCCUCAUUCUCAGUUUCUCCGUGUAUUGGCGGAGGGGGGAUGAUGACAAGCGUGUCUACGCUUCUAUACGCGAAACCAUUGAGAAGAUCGACGCGUUCGCCACGGCCAAUGGGACAGACCAUCCGUUCCGCUACCUGAACUACUGUGCGCAGUGGCAGAGACCGAUGGAAGGAUACGGCGAGGAGAAUCUACGCUUUCUGACGGAGGUCAGCAGAAAGUAUGACCCAGACGGGCUGUUUCAGAAAGGCUGCACAGGGGGCUUCAAACUCCAUCCUCAAACAUGA